Messenger RNA from Crotalus tigris (Tiger rattlesnake), 2108 nucleotides. RefSeq names its product fibroblast activation protein alpha (gene FAP). Gene Ontology annotation, molecular function: dipeptidyl-peptidase activity; serine-type peptidase activity. The annotation marks the transcript as partial. NCBI's taxonomy places the organism in Eukaryota, Metazoa, Chordata, Lepidosauria, Squamata, Viperidae. The transcript is spliced from 22 exons. Gene Ontology annotation, biological process: proteolysis. The record is from RefSeq and is a predicted model, not a curated record.
GGAAUCAUACUUCAUCAUCUGACAAUAACAUCCAGCUGUUCUGAGGGUGCCUGCAUUUGAUCAGCCUCAGUAUGUCCUGAGGCUGGCAUUCCACAGGUUCAGUGGAGCAGCUUCUUUAGAACUCUAGCAACUGAGAAAAAUGUCUUGCACUAUCUCUACUCAGCAGUAAACUGGCCAUUGUUGGAUUUUUGGGAAGCAUCACUUACCACCUAGCAAAGAGGAUAAAGAAGCAGAAAGCCAAGACAAUGAAGGUUCAGAUGAAAAUCCUCGUUGGAGUGCUCUCCUGUCUUUUGCUCUCUUUAUUAAUUCUGUGCAUUGUGUUAAUUCCUGCAAAAGAUGAACACAAACGAAAUAAUCCCAGACCACUUACACUGGAUGAGUAUUUAGAUGGAGAUUUUAAUUAUAACACCUUUUCUCCAUACUGGGUUUCAGGAAAGGAAUAUCUUCAUCAAUCUAAAGAUGAUGUCAUCCUUCACAAUGUCGAAUCAGGGCAGUCGGUCACUAUCUUGAAAAAUAGCACUGUUAAAGAAGUGAAUGCUACAAAUUAUGCAAUGUCCGCAGAUCAGAAUUUUAUACUAUUGGAAAGCAAUUAUUCUAAGCUUUGGAGGUAUUCUUACACAGCAUCCUAUCACAUUUAUGAUCUUAUAUUAGGUGUUUUUGUCAAAGAAUAUGAGCUACCACAUAAUAUCCAGCAUAUCUCCUGGUCACCUGUUGGUCACAAAUUGGCUUAUGUUUACCAGAAUAAUAUCUAUUUCAAACAAGAUCCCAGAGAAGCUGCUAUUCAAAUAACCACAAAUGGUUACUGGAAUGAAAUAUUUAACGGAAUUCCUGAUUGGGUUUAUGAAGAAGAAAUGCUUGCAACAAAAUAUGCUCUGUGGUGGUCACCAAAUGGCAAGAACAUAGCAUACAUAGAGUUCAAUGAUACUGAAAUACCAGCUAUUGAAUAUUCAUAUUAUGGCAAGAAUCAAUAUCCUAGAAAAAUAACUCUUCCAUAUCCAAAGGCUGGAGCUAAAAACCCAACUGUUAGAGUGUUGAUUAUAGAUACUACAAAUCCUAGUGAUUUUGGACCGAAGGAAGUACUUGCACCACCAGUCAUAGCAGCAAGCGAUCACUAUGUCACAUGGAUUACCUGGGUAAGAGAUGACAGAAUCUGUGUGCAGUGGCUGAAAAGAAUCCAGAACUUCUCCCUGUCAGCAAUCUGUGACUACAAUUACCACUCCAGAUCUUGGGAUUGCCCAGAGAAUCGGCAACACAUAGAAGAGAGCCAUACAGGAUGGACUGGUGGAUUCUUUGUUUCAGCACCCUAUUUUACUUCAGACGCCAUAUCAUACUACAAAAUUUUUAGCGACCAGAAUGGUUAUAAACACAUUCAUUACAUCAAAGACUCAGUGGAAAAGGCAAUCCAGAUCACCAGUGGUGAGUGGGAGGCCAUAUAUAUUUAUAGAGUAACAGAUGAUGCAAUAUUUUAUUCAAGCAAUGAAUUUGAAGGUUACCCAGGAAGAAGAAACAUUUACAAAAUUAAUAUUGGAAGAAAUCCUACAACAAAGCAGUGCAUUACUUGCAAUUUACGAAAAGAAAGAUGCCAGUAUUAUGCAGCAAGAUUCAGUGAUAACGCCAACUAUUAUGCACUAAUAUGUUAUGGCCCAGGCAUCCCCAUUUCUACUAUAUAUGAUAACAGAUAUAACAAAGAAAUUAAAGUCUUAGAAGACAAUGCAGAUUUGGCAUCUGCUCUGCAAAAAAUCAGUUUACCAAUACAGAAGAUUAAUAAACUUGAAGUGGAUGGCAUAACUUUAUGGUACAAGAUGCUUCUACCUCCAAAGUUUGAUAGAUCCAAGAAAUAUCCUCUUCUUAUACAGGUAUAUGGAGGGCCUUGUAGCCAAAAUGUGAAGCAUACCUUUAGCGUUAGCUGGAUAAGCUAUCUUGCAAGCAAAGAAGAAAUUGUGGUAGCACUCGUGGAUGGCAGAGGAACAGCUUUCCAAGGUGAUAAGAUGUUGCAUGCGGUGUAUCGAAAACUUGGGGUUUAUGAAGUUGAAGAUCAAAUCUCAGCUGUAAGAAAGUUUAUAGACAUGGGUUUUAUUGAUGAAAAACGAAUAGCCAUAUGGGGCUGG